AGAAGACUGUCAGUUCAGUUCAGUGGACCAUGGGACAUCGUGAGAGUUGGAUGCCUUCAACUUUGUUUUCAACUACUGACUAAACUUUUUCAAUUCAAAUUAGGCAACUAUGGCGUUAAAACUCCUUGAUCCCUUGAUUCUACAUGAACAGCCCCUGAAGUGAAUACUGGGACCUAACCAUGAAAAGUAAAAGGAAACGAAAACAGAAUCGGAGUUUAAAUAAUACAAUGUUGGAUUUAAAAGUAGACUCGCAGUGGAAUUGAUCCCCCAUGUCACCGUCCUCUCCUUACCAAAUGUCUCUUUUGGGUGAUGGGCCCUACAAGUCUGCAGUGGCCCCUGUUCCCCCGGUGCCACCAAGAAGAAGGCUGCGGACCCUGGAUAGAGGCUUGGACAGGAGGAUGCGGCCCGGGGCAGGUUCAUGGGGGCCCGGGGCUCCUGAGAGGCGGGUGAAGUGUGUGCUUGUGGGGGACGGAGCUGUGGGUAAAACCAGCCUGGUGGUCAGCUACACCACCAAUGGAUACCCUACUGAGUACAUCCCCACAGCCUUUGACAACUUCUCAGCAAUGGUAUCAGUAGAUGGGCAUCCUGUCAGACUGCAACUCUGUGACACUGCUGGACAGGAUGAGUUUGACAAGCUGCGCCCACUGUGCUACACCAGUGCUGAUGUCUUCCUGCUGUGCUUCAGUGUGGUCAGUCCUGCUUCGUUCCAAAAUGUCCCUGAAAAGUGGGUCCCGGAAAUACGGACGUACGCCCCUCAUGCUCCUUUAGUCCUGGUUGGGACACAAUGUGAUCUCAGAGAAGACGUCAAGGUUCUUAUCGACCUGGCUAAAUACAGAGAGCGACCGGUGGAUCCAGCAGAAGCCAAGGACUGUGCGAGGGAGAUUGAAGCAGUGACGUACAUUGAGUGCUCUUCACUAACUCAAAAGAACCUAAAAGAUGUGUUUGACUCCGCCAUAUUGGCAAGUCUGCAGAACUACAACUCCCAGAAGUCUCUCAGAGGGAAAAGAAAAAAACCUAAGAAAUACAAACAGACUCCAGACAAGAUGAAGAGUCUGUCAAAGUCAUGGUGGAAAAGUUACUGCUGUAUCACUUAAAAUACAUUACUGCUUCUAGUCAAACACUUUUUCCAAAUCAGCCUAAAGGUACAAGAGGUGCCUGUGUGUGGCCGGAGGUAUAAUGGGACUAUACAAACUCACAAAUACAGUAACAGUUAUAAUACUGUAAUAAUUUCUAUGUUGAAUCCUACUGGGGCCAAACUGGAAAAUUUCCUCUUUUGCUGAUUUUGCAUCUUGAUAUUUUAACACAAGUCAUUAUUUUAAAUUUAACAGGCUUAAAUCACAUUUAAAGCAUAAUUUACAUUUCUUAAAUGUAACAAUAUGUGGUAGUACUUUUUGCACAUUUUUGCAUAGGUAACUGUUACUCAAAUGUGAAACAUUCAUCUCAUCAUUAAAGUUUUAAUGGAUCUGAGCCAUUUUGAGAAACCACUAGUUUUGGAUUGUUUUUUUUACAGCGUCUGUUUGAGGUCUGAGGCUCUGAUCAUUCAUGUAACAUUGCAGACAAGUCAAGCUUAUCUGUUUAAAAAUAUGUAAACCUAUGGGCUCAAUGUUCUGUAUGUGAGGAUUUUAGACAUAAGAAUAUCAGUUCAAGUGAUGAAAUGUAAUAAAUUGUAUUUUGUACUAACACUAAUUGAAGGAGGACAGUCACAGUAGACCCUUCAUUGCUUGGUACAUGUGCCUCGUUGUGAGGCGAUGUAUGUUUGUAGCCUUAUAUUUUGGGAUUGCUGGUUUUCUGCCAAAGAUGCGGCAAAUGAAUGAACACAGUCUGUCUAACCAAUGAUGUAAGUGGGAUAAAUGUCCCGAUAGUCCUUGUAUUUGCUGAAGGAAAUCUACAAUUAUUUAAGAUAACAUGCCUUAAGGAGGAGAUGAAAAUAUCAGGUGUGAACUAAUCAAUAUAAACUCACAAAAACUGCAUUGUCAGCUCAAGGGGAUGAGAAAGUAAGAGCAUAUGUUGAUUAUUCAAAAAGCAGUUCUGGUGGUCCUCAUUUUUUGACAGAUGUGUAUGUGAACAGAGAAGUCCUUGAAAGUGAAUGGUUAAAUGGACAGAUGUGUUUGUUGAAGUGAUUCAGAUGGGAAGUCCUGUACAGCUUGUUCAUCAUGGUUUAUUUCAUGAAUCUAUUAGCCUCUGAAUUUCACACACAACUUGAAUCAUGUUUAUUGUGUAAAUAAUUGUAAAAUGUACUGCCUGUUUUAUUGCCCAAAUGCUAUUGCUACAUAAUGUACUUAAACCACAAGAAAUUCAAAGUUUGUGUUGUGUAUUGUCGUGAUUGUAUUGUAAUGUAUUGCCAAGUGUGAGUCAAAAACAUUGUCCAUUGUUCUGUACCAGUUUGAUACUCUGAGAAAUAAAGAUUAUUUGCAUUAAUAC
Periophthalmus magnuspinnatus is the source of this 2421-nucleotide messenger RNA. It is a transcript of the gene rhoua, whose product is annotated as ras homolog family member Ua. Bases 270 to 1094 code for a protein of 274 amino acids. Gene Ontology annotation, biological process: small GTPase-mediated signal transduction. NCBI's taxonomy places the organism in Eukaryota, Metazoa, Chordata, Actinopteri, Gobiiformes, Gobiidae. The transcript has 4 exons. The record is from RefSeq and is a predicted model, not a curated record. Gene Ontology annotation, molecular function: GTPase activity; GTP binding.